Penaeus monodon (black tiger shrimp) is the source of this 1235-nucleotide messenger RNA. RefSeq names its product lactosylceramide 4-alpha-galactosyltransferase-like. Gene Ontology annotation, molecular function: hexosyltransferase activity. Gene Ontology annotation, biological process: glycosphingolipid biosynthetic process. The record is from RefSeq and is a predicted model, not a curated record. NCBI's taxonomy places the organism in Eukaryota, Metazoa, Arthropoda, Malacostraca, Decapoda, Penaeidae.
GCAGUCUGAAACACCUGCAGAUUCGAUGCAGUUCGUGCUGGCUUUAGAACACAAACAAUUGUUACAGGAAUAUCACAGAGGCAAGUCCUACUGGAAAUUCCGGAGAUAGCAUAGCCACUGUAAAAAUGAGAAUUGUACGACCGAGAUCAAUCUUCCUUGUGGUGUCGUUUACCGCUGUGUUAUGCGUCUAUUAUAUGAAUCCUUUGAAAAGACUGCUGACUUCAGAAAUUGAUCGUCUUAACUUUUUGAAGAUCACCGACUCAGGCCCUGCGUGGUGGAGGGGGGUCAUAUGUAAAGAAAAUGCGAACGAUACUUAUAUAAACAUUACUUUACCUGUGCUUUUCAGGGACAUAUUCCCUUUCCUGGAUAAAAACGUGUUCUUGGUCGAAAGUGCAUGCAAGUCCAACCCUGCUUACCGCGCCUGGUGUGCUGUUGAAAGCUACACGCGUGAGAAUCCGAACGCUCAUGUGUGGUAUGUGAUGACUUCGCCAAUAGUAAACAACACGGACAACCUGCCAGGUCGUCUGCUCGACCACUAUCCGAAUCUUCGCAUUGUUUCGGUUGACUUGGACUUGGUUUUCAAAGGCACUAUACUUGAAAAGUUUUUCCAGUCAGGAAGAUGGCAUAUGAAUACCCCUUGGCCAGUCAUACAGCUGAGUGACCUCCUGAGAGUCCUUCUAACGUGGCGGUUCGGAGGAUUUUACUCGGACACUGACACCGUCUGCAUAAAGGACCUUUCUCCUCUUAAGAACGUUGUCGUCACCAGUCACGAAAGGAGGAACCAUAUAUCCAACGGUGUGUUUCAUUUCAAGCACCAUCAUGAGUUCCUAACGAUGGUCAUGUCAACGAUGAUUCAGAUGUACCAUCCUAAAAAUUGGGGAUCAAUGGGUCCUUCUACUUUUGGCUCUUGCAUUCAGCGGUCUUGCAGUUUAAGGAACCUACGCUACCUGUUUCCCGAGAACAGCUCAGUCCCCGUCACGUGUGGUAAUGUCACCAUUCUACCGGAAUUUUACCUACUACCGUAUCCAUGGAACCAAUAUAGGACACUGUUUGAACCUGGAAAAUGGGACGAAUUUUUAAAAACCCAUGCGAAGACGUUUGCGAUCCACACGUUUGGCAAAGUUAAUAAAGGAAUGCUGGUGAAAAUCGGAUCCAACAGUAUAUAUGAGGGAGCAGCCAGGACUUUUUGCCCCCUCUCAUACUUCCACGCCAGUGCCAAUAAUUCUGCAUUUUGA